GCCAAGGUCAAGGCCGUGACUCACGCUGUCCUUCCCGCGCCUUCACUUACUCUUACGGUCGGCAAGCUCAACAAAUACACACUCAAAAUGGCUAAACCAAACGUUUUCUUCGAUAUGUCUAUCGGUGGUAAGCCCGCAGGAAGAAUAGUCAUGGAGCUUCGAGCUGAUGUAUGUCCCAGGACAGCUGAGAACUUCCGUGCCCUUUGUACUGGAGAGAAGGGGUUUGGUUUCCAGGGCUCCUCCUUCCACCGUGUGAUUCCAGGCUUUAUGUGCCAGGGUGGAGAUUUCACCAACCAUAACGGCACUGGAGGAAAGAGCAUCUAUGGAAACAAGUUUGAGGAUGAGAACUUCCAACUGAAGCACACUGGUCCAGGAAUCCUCUCCAUGGCCAAUGCUGGACCAAAUACAAAUGGUUCCCAGUUUUUCCUGUGUACUGCAGAAACUAACUGGCUGGAUGGCAAGCAUGUUGUUUUUGGCAAAGUUAUUGAAGGCAUGGAUGUUGUGAAGAAGAUUGAGGGAGUUGGAUCGCAGAAUGGGACAACCAGUGCAAAAGUGCUGAUUCAGAAUUCAGGACAGCUGUAAACAGUGUCUUUAUAUGCUUUGGACAGUACUAUUAAAUUAAAACAUCUCCAAUCAUUUCCUUAAAAAAAUCCUUCUUUAAUUUAUAUUUCUCACUUAGUGUAGUGCUUGAUAAUGUCCAAAAUGUUUAAUUUUCAUAGACUUGAAUUAUGAUUCAUACUUUUACUAUUAUAUAAAAAGACAACCCCUGUAAUUAUCAUAUAAUUUUUGAACAUUUUAAGAAUCUCACUCGUAAUCUUUUACUCAAUUAUUCCACAAACCAAGACAUUUUCCAUGUUUUCUGCUGGUCUUGUACAUGACUUAACCUGUAUGUUCAAAGCAGUGUUUGAAAUAUUAAUGUACAGAAGUUGCUCUUUCAUAAUUAAAAAAAAAUGGCUUUAAAAAAUUCUCCCUCUUUUUUUUACUACUGGAUAAUUUAAUAUAGUGAACAUCAAUGUUGUUACCGAUCAUUGUUAUGUGAUAUUAGUGUUGUAACUGAAGUCCAGUGUUUAGGAAAAGAAUUUGUUUAUUUAAAACGAUUGUCAACCAUAGUUUCAUUUUUAUACGCAUUUUUUUUACCAAAACAGAUAAUUAUAGUUUAAGUUUUGUUCCAUAUACCAUUUUGAGAAUUAAAGAAGUUUUAGAACUUUAAUUUUAAUUGUGUUCUAUUAAGUGCAAAUGUGUCGAAUCCAAGCAAUUUGAAAUGCUUUUUGUAUUGUUUACUCACUGCUUCAAGGAAUAAAAUUUCUUCUAAA
Messenger RNA from Mya arenaria, 1313 nucleotides. Its product is annotated as peptidyl-prolyl cis-trans isomerase-like. Gene Ontology annotation, cellular component: intracellular membrane-bounded organelle. The record is from RefSeq and is a predicted model, not a curated record. The coding region runs from base 88 to 582 and encodes 164 amino acids. Gene Ontology annotation, biological process: protein peptidyl-prolyl isomerization; protein folding. The transcript is spliced from 5 exons. NCBI's taxonomy places the organism in Eukaryota, Metazoa, Mollusca, Bivalvia, Myida, Myidae. Gene Ontology annotation, molecular function: peptidyl-prolyl cis-trans isomerase activity.